Messenger RNA from Dreissena polymorpha, 3700 nucleotides. Its product is annotated as cartilage intermediate layer protein 2-like. NCBI's taxonomy places the organism in Eukaryota, Metazoa, Mollusca, Bivalvia, Myida, Dreissenidae. The record is from RefSeq and is a predicted model, not a curated record. The transcript has 12 exons. The coding region runs from base 110 to 3415 and encodes 1101 amino acids.
UCUUGAUGACCUGCCUAACCCAAGGGCGUUUUAAAUUAGUAUCACAUUUGAAUUUAUUUCCUUAUACCAAGAAUACUGUUGGCAUAUUUGCAUUUUCAUUUAAGUAUAUAUGGCUGGAUCAAUCGUAAAAGCCAGUAACUCGGCUGCAUUAAGUGUCACUGGUAUAUUCCAUCGCGAUACUUUGCAACGUGUGUUUUCCACUUCCUGGUGGCAAGAAAGCAUGGGUAUACCGAGAUGGUUGAUGGUCUGUUAUGGACUUGUCCUUCUUUGGCAUGAAGCGAUCCCCUGUUUUAACAACUACCAGUUCACGGAAUCUAAUAGCCGCAUGGUGACAAUAAGUGUGACUUCUGUUCCAUGUAGGAGGCCUGUCGCUCUCGACAAAAUAGCACAGGACUGUGCUUCUCCGAUCCGGUUCAAGGAGCAUGGACCGGGCAUUUACUCCUACAGAGCACCGUACACUGCCCACAGCGUGGCCGUCAUGAAGACCGGCUUGCAUGUUAUAUAUCUGAAUGUCACACCAACCAUCAACUCUUACUCAACAGAUAUGCCGUGCUCAUUUUACCAUUGCGACAGUCGUCGAGUCGACGUGAAUCUGCGUCUGCCCAGCAGUUGCAAUAAUUUCCCGUUCCCAAAUAUCGUAUCCUUGGAUGUGAGGGAUAACCUGCAAGCUGGAGGCAGAAAUAUGUUGUUUUCUUGCAAGGACCCCCCUUUCCCGAUUUCGAUUUCAUACAAAGACAAAGUCUCCAACACGUCAAUUAAAUCGCUCGAUCAAACAAUUGACAUGAAGUGUACAGGCGAAGUAUGUCCAGAUAUCCUUGUGUCAGUAAGAUCAGCGUGUGAUAAGUCCCCAGUCAGUGACGUCACAGUGAGUCCAAAUGUAGCGUGGUCUGUUGUUGCGAAUGGGACGUAUGUUCUUUCAAGUUGUGAUCUCCCAGUUACGCUCACAUUGUCCACAAGUGGCCUCGGGAACAAAAGCGUUACCAUUAAUACUACAGAUGCCGUCACCGUAGAAAUGGGUUGUCCGUGUGCAACGAUAACAGUGAAUUCAGCGUGCGGUCGCCCGGUUAUCGGAACGCAAUUUUCUAGCUGGCACUCUAGCUGGGCCUCUAGUGAGGGUGAAGUUCCGGGGACCUAUGUGCUGAGGAAAUGUCAAAUUCCAACGUCUGUUGAUGUUUCCCUACCGCAACACCAGUCAGCUUCUAUACCAGCUAAUUUGUUCGUGGAUGGAUAUAUUUUGAAUAUGACUUGUACAGAGUCAUUGGUCAUAAUUGCUCAUCCGCAGUCGAAAUAUAGGCAGACAGGUCAAUCUGUUAAAUUAUGUUGCGCAGCUAAAUCAUUCCCGGGACAUCAGCCAAUCACAUAUACGUGGGACAAGAUCGGAAGUAAUCCAGCGAUCAAUGUGAGCACGAAUAAGGAUUUGAUAAUUACGAACCUUUCAACACAGCAUGAUGGAACAGGGUAUAGGUGUACAGCAAAAAUCGAAAGCCAAGGACUUCAAAUGAGCGCCAAUGAGGCUUUUCUUUUGUUAGAUGUGGAUCCUACCGUGCCAACAGCUAAUUCUUUGGACUUUUGCCCAGGCUCAGCAAAAAAGGGCGUUAAACAAUGCCAUCUGGCUCCAUGUAUUUCUAAUGCCUUAGAUAUUGAAUGCAUUGACUCGGGAUCUGUGCAACCAAACACAAGUAUUGCCUAUGAGCAAUGCGAUACAAGCUUCUUGCCACUGACAGUGGUUACUGGCUGUCAAUGUCGCGCGUCCUCGGGUUUUGAACUCAAUGUGACUGUUCAUGACGCUGACAACAACAAUCCGAUACCUAAAAUUAAAGUAUCCUUUGAUGGUAUUGAACAAACAACUAACGUCUACGGAAAUGCUGUUAUAACCAUUCCUUUUUCUAACCCGAAUCCCGUCAUAACUUUGAUUGACCCUCUUGCGGUGUAUUUACCCUCGAGUAAACCUUUGACAAUUACUUCCUUGUUUGGUUCUGAAAAAAUGUACAUGUUGAAAAAAGGUGCACCGAUAAACAUAGACCCGACCAAGCAAAAUACUCUGCCCAUGAUUCCGAGUAGUCCGAAUGUGAAACUGGAAAUCCCGCCAAAUGCAUUUCGGACACCAGACGGAAAACUUCCCAAUGGGACCGUUAAGCUUUCAAUCAGCGUCUUCCCUCCAAGCCUUGAUAUAGGUGAGAAAGCGCCUGGAGUUUUCUCUGCAAGAACUUCAGACGGGAUGUUGGAGGAGUUAGAAACGCAGGGUGUGUUUACGUUGACGGCGACAGAUUCGGCAAAUACGCCAUUAAAUUCGGGACCGAUUCGUGUUCAGGCAGGUAAUAAUUUCCGGCUGUUUGAACUGGGUGGGGAUGGCAAUUGGGUUUUGCUGACUCCAAUGGCUGUGAAUAAACGAAGAGCUGCUGACUUGACAACAUUUGUCGGAACCAUUUCAAUAAACACUCAGAUGGUACGAUGGUAUAAUAUUGACAAGUUUUCUGAAAACUCAAAAUGUUGGGUAAAAUUGCAUGUUUUCGACCCGAUCACAAAUGAACUGUUCCAACAGGCUAGUGACACUUCAUAUCGUGUGUCAAUUGUCGAAACGUUCGUUGAAGGGGACACAACAUCUGUGUUACCGAUGCGUUAUUAUUUAUCAACACAGCACCAAUGCUUGGAAGUUCGUUGCAACAAUCCACGGACAGGUUAUGUGCCAACUGGUUAUUUUGUGAUGGAAGUCAGCAUUGCUUUUCAAAAUUCGCUAAUCACAAUACCAUCGUUUCCUUGGCCUAAAGAAAACUAUGCAAUGCCCGUGCAAACUAUUCUUACUGCACUGAACUAUUCUACGAAUAACGAAUCACCUGGGAGAAUUAAAAUAAACAUGAAUGCGUCUUCAGAUGGUGUGUUUUUUGAUAACGUCACAAAGUGUGAAAUGAAAACUCUAAAUGCCGGAGGAAAUUCGUUAGUGUUUUCAGCCGCGAGACCUACAUCCGCAGAUCCGUAUAAUGGAACGUCUCAAAGAUGUGUUGCACGAGUCAGAGUAAACUUGGACAAUUUCAGUUCCGUCGAGGUAUCAUCACCACUUAACUUUACCUCUACUAGUAUCUGGGGUAAUAGUUUCUUUAGAGCAUACGGACAGACAUCAGAUUUUAAUUCGACGUCCGGGAAAAUCGUGUUUUGUAUGGAAUACAGAUGCUCGACCGCAGGGGAACAGACGUCUUCUUCUGUUACAUUAAACGAUGGGGUGUUUGCCCAAGUACGAUUUUACUGCAAUUCAUCAUUUAUUGCGCCUGUACGGUCAACAACUGGUCUGGGAUUCUUUCUAAAUAAUCAGUCGAAUGUCACCGCCGCCAUCAAUGAAUGCAAUGGAAACACGUCUGACUUUGCAUUGGACAAAAAUUGCACAGGCAUCGCUGUUGAACCAGAAUCAGUUUUACCCUGAGAAAAUGUAAUAACGUUAGCAUACCUGGAUUCGACGAUGUGGUAGAGAAAUACAUGAUAUGAAGACAACACGAAAAAUAGGAACAUACUUCUACAAAUGUUAUCAUUUUAGACAUCUUUAAAGGAAUGGGCUUGCGAGCACGUUCUGUGGAUUUUGUUUGCGAUAUAGAUAUUGUUGUCGGAUACAAUUACAUUCCUUGUAUUUCUAUGAAACUGCAUAUGUUUUAUCAUGUAAAUAUAUAAUGGAACACACAUAUAAAUCGUGUAUUAAACGCUGUUGCACAAA